AAAUCCAAUAAUUAAUAAACAAAUAAACAAAAUCCCAUCCUUAUCCAGUUUUCCUUCUCACCUUUCUUCCUCGCAAUUUCUCUCAAAAUUUCUACACCAAAAAAGCUACGAUUUCCGUUUGAUUUCAACAAUGGAAUCCUCCGUUCUCCGUUCCGUUUCAUCUCCCUUACUUCUCGAUAACACAGAUCUUCAUCUUCGCCGGAUCGGAUUAUCUUCCUCUCCGAGAUUUUCUUCUACCGUUGUUCGUUGUUCUUCCAAAAACCAUGCUUAUAUUCCGAAGCUCGAGCCGUUUAGCCGCACCAAGCUUGAUCGCGCCAUCAAAGAACCGCCUCUGAUCGAGAAAUCUGAGAACGAGCUUGCAGAUUAUUGCUCGACGUUGGAAGGAGACGAUUCUUAUAGCUGUUGGAAAGCGUAUUUCGAACUCAAAGAUCUCGAAAAAGAAUCGCCAAAACAAGAAGUGGAGAAGCUGAUUCUUCAAGCAGGAGGCGUAAAAUCGUUGAUCGGAUGCUUACACGGGAUCACAGCCAUACAGAAGAGGAAAGGAAAGGAAAAGGAGACAAGGAAGCCAUGGAAGGGUGUGGAAGGAAGAGGAAGGGAAUGCCCAAUACCAGAUGGAUUGCCAAAAUCUGCAGAGGAAAUAGAAGAAGAAGAAGAAGGGAGAAUGCCAGAUUCGCCAUUUACGAGAUUGCUUAGGAGCAAAGGUGCAUUCCCUGCUUGGUAUUCCCCUGCACCCGAUCAUGAAACAGAUUGACACUCAAAAUUUGCUUAGUUUUUUAGGGUCUUUUUUUUUUUGGCAGAUGGAAGAAUAGUAAGUUGAUUGAUGAAUUAAUGUGUAAAUAUUUGUUCUAUAAAAUUAGUGAUUAUGUAUGACACUUUUAUGUAUUUUGCCUGAUAAUGUUUAAAAUAUAUUAGAUUUUUCAAAAUA
This is a messenger RNA of Benincasa hispida (wax gourd), 925 nucleotides long. It is a transcript of the gene MEE14, whose product is annotated as maternal effect embryo arrest 14. The record is from RefSeq and is a predicted model, not a curated record. Lineage: Eukaryota; Viridiplantae; Streptophyta; Magnoliopsida; Cucurbitales; Cucurbitaceae. Gene Ontology annotation, cellular component: nucleus; cytosol. Gene Ontology annotation, molecular function: mediator complex binding. Gene Ontology annotation, biological process: pollen tube guidance.